Adineta steineri is the source of this 1644-nucleotide messenger RNA. The record is from the annotation of a GenBank genome assembly. NCBI's taxonomy places the organism in Eukaryota, Metazoa, Rotifera, Eurotatoria, Adinetida, Adinetidae.
AUGUGGCAUGAAGAGAUUGUCAAUCCAACAAAGAUCAUUCAAGGUAAUUUUACGGAACCCUCGUCUCUCUUCGUGACAUCAAAUGGUGAUAUUUACAUUGAUGAUGGUGAUAAGAAUGGUCGGGUACAGAAAUGGAUGGUAGAAACAAGUACUUUUAUCACGGUGAUGAAAGUCAACUCAUCAUGUUAUGGUUUGUUUGUCGAUAUCAAUGAUACUCUUUACUGUUCAAUGUUUGAGUAUCAUCAAGUAGUGAAAAGAUCAUUAAUUGAUGCUGUGAUGCCGUCAUAUCCUGUUGCUGCUGGAACAGGUAUUCGAGGAUCAGCCUCGAAUCAAUUCAGUGGCCCUUUUGGAAUCUGUGUUGAUGUGAAUUUGGAUUUAUAUGUGGCAGAUUGUGGAAAUAAUCGAGUUCAGUUGUUUCAGUCAGGAGAAUCAAAUGGUAUCACAGUAGCAGGAAAUGCAUCACGAAAUCCAACAACUACACUCCGUUGCCCAAGUGGAGUUGUCUUAGAUGCCGAGAAGUACUUAUACAUUGUGGAUCAAUUCAAUAGUCGUAUUAUUGGUUCAAGCUUUUAUGGUUUUCGAUGUUUAGUUGGGUGUUAUGAAGCGGGCUCACAAUCCAAUCAAUUGCGUAAUCCAUUUAGUUUUAGUUUCGAUCAUUCUGGAAACAUAUUUGUUACUGACCAUCGGAAUGAUCGAAUUCAAAAAUUUUUAUUGAUGAAAGAUUCUAUUGCUGUCUCAUUCAAUAAACCAAAGUUUUGCCCAACAGCCAAAUGGAAUCCCAAUGGAAUUACUUUUGCUGAUCGAUCGGUUAUUGGCGAAGAUCCUCGCGCCAUUUUUGUGAGCACAAACAAUACAAUCUAUGUCACUAAUCAAAAAGACACAACAGUUCUAAUAUGGUAUGAAGAGAGUGCCAAUCCAUCAAAGAUCAUUUCGGGUAAUUUUAUAGAAUCCUUGUCUAUCUUCGUGACAUCAAAUGGCGAUAUUUAUAUUGAUGAUGGUGAUAAGAAUGGUCGAGUACAGAAAUGGAGUGCAGAAACAAAUAACUUUAUCAUAGUGAUGCAUGUCAACGCAUCAUGUUGGGGUUUGUUUGUCGAUAUCAAUGAUACUCUUUAUUGUUCUAUGAGUUUCCAUAAUCAAGUACUGAAAAGAUCGUUGAAUGAUCCCAUGAUGACUUUAAAUCGUGUUGCUGUUGGAACAGGUAUUCGAGGAUCAGCCUCGAAUCAACUCUCACAUCCUUUUGGAAUCUUUGUCGAUGUGAAUUUGGAUUUAUAUGUGUCAGAUUGUCUAAAUGAUCGAGUUCAGUUGUUUCAGCUGGAAGAAUUAAAUGGAAUCACAGUGGCUGGAAUUACAUCACGAAAUCCAACAAUUGCACUUCGCUCUCCAACUGGAAUUAUAUUAGAUGCUGACAAGUCCUUAUUCAUUGUGGAUUCUUACAAUCAUCGUAUUGUUGGCUCGAGCGUGAAUGGUUUUCGGUGUUUAGUUGGAUGUGAUGGAGUGGGUUCACAAUCCAAUCAAUUGUAUCGUCCAUGUGGUUUGAGUUUUGAUCGUUCUGGAAAUAUGUUUGUUAUUGAUUCAGUAAAUGAUCGAAUUCAAAAAUUUGAAUAUUUCGAAGAAUCAUGUGGUAUGUUAAAAUUGAUUGAAUAA